Messenger RNA from Cynara cardunculus var. scolymus (artichoke), 714 nucleotides. RefSeq names its product protein MIZU-KUSSEI 1-like. The transcript has a single exon. The record is from RefSeq and is a predicted model, not a curated record. The coding region runs from base 1 to 714 and encodes 237 amino acids. Gene Ontology annotation, biological process: hydrotropism. Lineage: Eukaryota; Viridiplantae; Streptophyta; Magnoliopsida; Asterales; Asteraceae.
AUGGCCUAUCCCACCGUAGCUCCGCCCAACUUCACCACCGUCGAAUGCCAUAAACAAGUCCGUUCAUGGCGGCUCCUCCGCUCCAUCUUGGAGCUACUCAUCCAAGCCUGCACCUGUACCCUAGUUGAAAAACAAGAUUACAACGACGUCGACGACAGUUAUCCAAUUCAUUCUUACCACCAUCGCAAAUCUUCUUCUUUAGUAUUCCCCACCGCCGCCACCGCCAUCACCGGCACCAUUUUUGGGUCACGCACCGGAAAAGUCAACUUCUGUAUCCAAACAAACCCUAAAUCGCAAACCCCAAUCCUCCUUCUUGAACUCACAAUCUCCACCACCUUUCUGGCUCGUGAAAUGAAAAGUGGCAAUCUAAGAAUCGCCCUUGAGUGCUCUACCUCUUCAUGUAGUGAUCACAAAUCUCUGCUGUCUAUACCAUCAUGGACCAUGUACUGUAAUGGAAAAAAAGUAGGGUUUGCAUUCAAGAGGCAGCCAUCGUCGAGUGAUAUCAAGGUUUUAAAGCACAUGGAAACUGUGCAUGUGGGUGCAGGAAUUAUAAAGGCCAAAGAAGUUGAACGUGAAGAAGACAUAAUGUAUCUAAGGGGAUUCUUUAAUCGGGUUACUGGUAAAUCCAUGACUCGAUCGGAAACCUUCCAUUUGAUCGACCCAGAUGGUAAUAUUGGUCAAGAACUCAGCAUAUUCUUUUUCCGACCGCAAUGA